Messenger RNA from Oryzias melastigma (Indian medaka), 1807 nucleotides. RefSeq names its product hydroxycarboxylic acid receptor 2. The transcript has 2 exons. The coding region runs from base 529 to 1563 and encodes 344 amino acids. Gene Ontology annotation, molecular function: G protein-coupled receptor activity. Gene Ontology annotation, cellular component: membrane. The record is from RefSeq and is a predicted model, not a curated record. NCBI's taxonomy places the organism in Eukaryota, Metazoa, Chordata, Actinopteri, Beloniformes, Adrianichthyidae. Gene Ontology annotation, biological process: G protein-coupled receptor signaling pathway.
AAAGAUUCCCACAGUCGAGCUGUCAGAGCAGCCUGAGAGCCUGUUCCUGCGUGUUCUCACACGACUUCCACUUCACAUUCACAUUCAAGCCCUGAUCAACAUGCAGAAGUUUGCUCCACCAGCGGCUUGGAUUUGUCUUGUCGAGCGUCUGGAAGUGGUUUGUGCUGCUGAUGCAGUGAGCGGGCCCAGUGCCGGUUCUGGUGCUCGGGGGCCGGUCCAGCAGUGGAAAAGUAACUGGUGACUCACCUCCUCAGGGAAAUGGGAGGUGCUACGAGCCUGAGCAGCAGCAGCAGCUCUCUGAGCAGCUUAUUCGUCUUAAACACUCAGAGAGAUAGUGUGAAUCAUAUAGAGGCUUCCAAAAUACAGGAACCCAAGCUGGGAAAAGCUGGAAAUCCGACACUCCGAUGCAUGAGCCGAGAAGAGGAAACUUCAAGGAAGUAGAAGAAACUCGUUGGUCUGGAUUUCUGGACUUUGCCUCUCCCCGCUGCUGCUGGAGCAGAAUUUGCUUUUUAGUCCCUGCCUGUUAAAAUGGCUGCUAAAAUGCCAAACGGCUCCAACUUUCAGCUCAUUGAAGACUGUGAAGUUAUACACGAGAACUUGUACAAGUUUUAUGCAAGUGUGAUGAUCUUGAUUUUCAUCUUGGCUCUGCCUCUGAACGGAUCCGUUCUCCACCUUUUCAUAUUCAAGCUGAAGUUCUGGAACUCAAACACCAACAACGUGUUCCUCUUCAACCUGGUGCUGGCCGACAUCCUCCUUCUUUUCUGUUUGCCAAUCAAGUCCUACAACUUCAUCAUGGGGGAGAGGAGGAGCACGGACGAUGUGAUGUGUAAGGCCAUGCUCUUCAUGCUGUUUUUGAACCGCGGCGCCAGCAUCGCCUUCCUCACCGUCACCUCCAUCAACCGCUACUUCAACGUGGUGCACCCCGGACGCAAAACUCUGCUGAGGUCGCUCAAGAAAUCGCCGCAGAUAUCAGUUCUCAUCUGGCUGAUCCUUUUUCUUUUCACCAUUCCCACCAUGAUGAAGAACUUUGAGUGCUGCAACAACUUUGGCAGCAACGACGAGAACGCCAGCACCAACAAAACCAAAGAGGAUGCUCUGGUUCGGGAUCCAGAGGACUUCCUGAGAGAGAUGAUCUUCUUCACCCAGAUCCUCAUCCCGUUCUUCAUCCUGGUCUACUGCACUGUCCGCAUCGUCAGCCGGCUCAGGAUGAAGACGGUCGGGAACAUGACCAAACUGAGGAGAGCCGUGAUUCUGGUGACCACCGUCAUGGUGGUGUUCUCCUUCUGCUUCCUGCCCUGCACCAUCGCCCGCAUGAUUCUGCUGGUGGUUCGGGUCCAGGAGAUGAGCGAGCACAUCCAGGACAAAGCCACCGCCAUCUUUGACGGCCUCGUGGUCCUGUCCUACAUGGACUGUCUGCUGGAUCCGCUGGUCUACUGCUUCUCCAGCACCAACUUCAAGAAUCUGUACCUCUCCACGUACUUACCGUUUUUAGUCAGAACACCUCCGAAGAUUGAAAGUUCUACAGGAAAUACGACACAGCCGUCACGAAACCGAGUGGUUUGAGAAAGCUGCAGCCGCUUUCCCUCAGAAACCUUCAGGAUUCAUUCCAGCUGCCAGAAGAACCAGCCAAAGAACAAUUAUGAACUGUUUUGUCGUCAAACUUUUGCACAAAUGUAAAAGUUUAUUUGACUUAUUUUUGUAAUAAUGUGAAAGAAUGUGAACGUUGUACAAUAAGAGAAACAUUUGCUGUCCAGAGUUUUUAAAGCUGUUUAUGUUUUGAUAUAAAUUAUUCCAUCUUGAGAUGAAA